AUGCCAUUCUCCAGCAGAGCUUGCCAAACAUGCAAGAUCCGCAGGGUCAAGUGCGACGAAACCAAGCCAAACUGUCUGAGAUGCACAAAGACCGGCCAAAUCUGCCUCGCCACCAGCGUGGUCGAGCAGCCCGGGUUUGUGAUCAACGUCGAGAACGCAUUUGCAAGCGGCAAGGUCAAACGGCCGAGAGGGCCGCGAUCAAGUCUGACCUUGCUGCGCCCGCAGUUCGACCUGGAAGCGCGUGCCGUCGCGUACUUCUGGCAGGAGCAUGUGCUUGUGUCGGACGACGUUCCCAACGUUGCAAAGAGCUUGUGCGCGUGCAUCGCGGCGUGGAAAGCCUCCUCCCGGAGAGAAUCCGCCAUGGUGGACCUGGCUCUGUCGUGUACGGCGAUGAACGUCUUUUCGCGCGUCAAGCGGCACCCGGAAGCCGGGAUGGAGGCGUCGAGGAAAUACGCGGUCCUUCUGCGCAUGGUCAAGCAGCGCAUCUCCGACUUCGACUCGCCGGCAUGUGUCCGCCCAUCUGCUGCUGAGGUCGACGCCUGCUUGAUGGCUGUCUUCCUCAUGGGCCGCUACGAGGCGACAAGACCUACAGUCAGUUCAACUGCGUCGCUGCAGAGGUCUUUCCACCUUGAGGGAGCUCUCGCAAUAUUGAAGGUUUGGAUCCAGAAUGCGGAUCCGAUGUCUCACGCCACACCCAUCAUCAGGUUCGGCCGCAGAGGGUUGAUCACAUCUUCUCUCCGGCACAACCUACAGCUACCGGACUGGAUACUGGACGGCGAGCGCUUCGGCGAACACGGUCUCGAGCUGGCUUUCGACCGUAUCUUCGUCGGCGCCGUCAAUCUCCAUCAUGCAUGUGAGCAACUCCUGCUGCAGGAGGAUCAUGAUGGAUUAUCUGCCUCGGUGCUAGAGCUGGUGAGUCAGGGGCGUGAGCUUGAUGGUUCAUUGCGAGACUGGGCAGAUUCGUUUCCCCCCGCAUGGGCCCACCAGAGACACACCCUUUCGGAGCCAGGUCCUUGGCCCAAGAGACACACUUACUGUCCAACGGUCUACAGCUUUCAGUCAGUCGGUUACGCCAGUGUCUCAAGCCAAUACUCUGCGACAAGGAUGCUAAUCAACAGCACGCGGCUGAAGUUGCUUGAGAUCUGUCGGCAGCCGUCCUGUCUCGGAUCCCAAUAUGGACAACGAGAAUGGCUUGAGUCGUCGAUUCUUCUCAAUUGCAUGGCGGACCGCUUGGCCUUCACCAUCCCUUUUGCGCUGGGGAAGCUCAAGAUUUCACAAGAAUCCGGAAUGGGGAGCAGCAGCCUGAUCAUGGUAAAUCCAGACAGUGACAUGAAGCCUUGUUCCGCGGCCUUGGUGUGUUGGCAAUUGGCCCUCGCUUCGAGUCUGAGGCGGCUAGAUCCAAAGCAGCGACAGUGGUUUCGGUCUGAGACUGCACAGGUUGGGAGCAGGAUAGGGGACCCAUUCCUCGAAUCUGCAGAGACAGAUGAAUGGCCCGUGCUCUGA
Fonsecaea multimorphosa CBS 102226 is the source of this 1503-nucleotide messenger RNA. RefSeq lists its product as uncharacterized. Bases 1 to 1503 code for a protein of 500 amino acids. The transcript is spliced from 2 exons. Lineage: Eukaryota; Fungi; Ascomycota; Eurotiomycetes; Chaetothyriales; Herpotrichiellaceae. Gene Ontology annotation, biological process: regulation of DNA-templated transcription. Gene Ontology annotation, molecular function: zinc ion binding; DNA-binding transcription factor activity, RNA polymerase II-specific. The record is from RefSeq and is a predicted model, not a curated record.